AUGUGGUUUAUUCUCAGUUAGUUCAAGUGAAGUUCUAAAUAGUAUGAAAAAUAUGGCAGAGAGAGAUAAUACAACAAUUCAUUCACAAUCAUGGGCUCGUAACAAUAGCUAUGUGAUCCCAGGAGUGUACGAUCUAACCCAGGAGGAUACUAACUGGGUGCUUACUUCCUCGUUUAUAAUUUUCACUAUGCAGACUGGUUUCGGUAUGCUGGAAUCAGGUUGUGUUUCGUUGAAAAAUGAAGUGAACAUUAUGAUGAAGAAUAUCAUCGACAUCGUGUUAGGUGGAUUCACAUACUGGCUUUUUGGAUAUGCGAUGUCUUUCGGGCGGGGUGCAUUAAACAACCCCUUUGUUGCGUUGGGUGAUUUUCUCAUCGACCCAUCUAUAGAGGAUCCUUUAUUUGGGCCGAUAUUUGCUGCCUUUCUGUUCCAGCUAUCGUUUUCCACGACUGCGACCACCAUCGUCAGUGGGGCAAUGGCCGAGAGGUGCAACUUCAAGGCAUAUUGCUUGUUCUCUUUUCUGAACACCAUCGUGUACUGCAUUCCGGCUGGCUGGGUGUGGGGUGAACACGGAUUCCUGAACAAACUGGGCGUCGUAGAUAUUGCCGGAAGUGGGCCGGUACACGUCAUCGGUGGAUCUUCAGCGUUUGCAUCGGCAGUUAUGCUUGGUCCACGUUUGGGACGAUACGCCCACGGUACGGAUCCCCUCCCGAUGGGCAAUCCAGUGAACGCUUGCAUGGGACUGUUCGUGCUUUGGUGGGGCUGGUUGGCGUUCAAUUCCGGAAGUACGUACGGAGUUAGCGGCUUCAAGUGGAUUUACGCAGCGAGGGCAGCUGUAAUGACCAUGAUGGGAUCGUUUGGUGGGGGAAGUUUUAGCAUUGCAUAUUCAAUGAUUCGUAACAAAGGCGGCAUGGACAUCGUGGAUCUUAUCAAUGGAAUCUUGGCAUCGCUGGUUUCCGUUACGGCAGGUUGCUUCCUGUAUCAUGCCUGGGAAGCAAUUCUCAUAGGAGCUAUUGGUUCAGCGUUGUGUUGCUUGAGCAUGCCUUUGUUCGACAAAAUGGGAGUGGAUGAUCCUGUGGGUGCCAGUGCAGUUCAUGGAGUGGCAGGAGUGUGGGGUGUACUUGCCGUUGGAUUCUUUGCUGAUAAUCCUAUACCACUGGGAACUACCAACGGAAGAUCGGGUCUGUUCAGAGGAGGCGGCUGGUAUCUGAUUGGAGUGCAAUCCCUUUCAGCGCUAUGCUUAAUGUGUUGGGCGAUUUGUGUCACUUUCGCGUUACUGUGGGUCAUCAAUAAGAUCGUUCCGAUUAGGAUGGAUCCAAAUGAAGAGCUGCUGGGAGCUGAUCUUAUGGAGCACAGAAUAAGACAUUCACAGAUCGGAAUUUCUCGAGCUCUAUCGGCGUUAGCACCAUUGAAAGUCGAUUUAGAUGACGUACAGAAAGCUCCGCCGAUUGGACGAAAUCCCGGCCACGAACAGUGCAUCGAUGAGAUACGUGCUGCAAGCCAAAAGUUGUACGAGUGGCGAUCCUUCAUGGAAAAGGUCUCACCACAGAAGAAAUUGGCAACCGAUGUGGUGGCUACUGAAAACACAGCUGGCAAUAGAGAUUCUUUUAAGCUGGGUAACAAAAAACGCAAUAAAAAUAAUACUCAAGCACUCGGUUUAAGCGGACGAUACAAAAACACUAUUGGUGGACCCACUCAACCGUACACCAUUGGUGGGCCUAACGACGGGAAUCAGGCGCAGAAAAAUGAUCCAAAUUUCGCUUGGAUCGAUUAAUUACUCAAAGCUGGUCUAAAUAAGAAUUUAAUGCUCAACAGAAUUUUACAGAAUGUAUGUUUGUUUACACUUUUAGUUUUAAGUUACAAUCAUAACUUUCAGUGAAUAAACAAAUAAUUUUCGAACGAAA
Culex quinquefasciatus (southern house mosquito) is the source of this 1901-nucleotide messenger RNA. RefSeq names its product putative ammonium transporter 2 (gene Amt). Gene Ontology annotation, molecular function: ammonium channel activity. The record is from RefSeq and is a predicted model, not a curated record. NCBI's taxonomy places the organism in Eukaryota, Metazoa, Arthropoda, Insecta, Diptera, Culicidae. The transcript has 6 exons. Gene Ontology annotation, cellular component: membrane. The coding region runs from base 44 to 1771 and encodes 575 amino acids. Gene Ontology annotation, biological process: ammonium transmembrane transport; ammonium homeostasis.